GGCGCAAAAUGGAGACGUUCACCAUCCAGGACGUGCUCAUGAACUCAACUGAUCUCAACAAGAUCUUGUGCAAUUUCGGGAUCAGGAAUCUGUCGGAAUGUGAGAGCGAAAAGAACCUGCCUGCCGAACCAAAAGACAUCAACCAGACAGUCCGGAUCAUCCUCUACAGCCUCAUCUUCCUCCUCAGCGUCCUGGGGAACAGCCUCAUUAUCGCCGUCCUGGUGAGGAACCGGCGCAUGAGGACCGUCACCAACCUGUUCCUGCUGUCCCUGGCCGUCAGCGACCUCAUGGUGUCCCUGGUGUGCAUCCCCUUCACCUUCAUCCCCAACCUCAUGAGGGACUUCAUCUUCGGCACUGGCAUAUGCAAGCUGGUCAUGUACUUCAUGGGCGUCUCAGUGAGUGUUUCUACCUUCAACCUGGUGGCCAUCUCUUUGGAGCGCUACAGUGCCAUUUGCAACCCGUUGACCUCCAGGGCAUGGCAGACGAAAUCGCAUGCAGCCAAGGUUAUCACUGCCACCUGGGUGGCGUCCUUUAUCCUGAUGCUGCCUUACCCCAUUUCUAGCACCCUGAAGCCCUUUACCCGCCUCAACAACAGCACUGGACACAUGUGCCGCCUGGUGUGGCCCAAUGACGUCAUCCAGCAAUCCUGGUACGUGUCUCUGCUGUUGAUCCUCUUCUUGAUCCCCGGCAUUGUCAUGAUGACAGCCUAUGGACUCAUCUCCUUGGAGCUCUAUCGGGGAAUCAAGUUUGAGUUGUCCAAAAGAAAAUCUAGCAGAGACCGACAACUCAGCACCGGCAGCAUCAAGCCGGGUGACAGCGAUGGCUGUUACUUGCAGCCGUCUAAAAGGAAAAGCUUGACGGUGGCUACAGGCAUAUUUCCCAACUCUACCAGCACGCCCAUGGUGGGACGGGUGUGCAGCAACAGCUCUACAUCCAACCUCAUGGCCAAGAAGCGCGUGAUCCGCAUGCUCCUGGUCAUCGUCUUCCUCUUCUUCCUGUGUUGGACGCCCAUCUUCGUGGUCAACGCGUGGCAGGCUUUUGACCAACGCUCGGCCCACCGUCUGACGGGCGCUCCCAUCUCCUUCAUCCACCUGCUGUCCUACACCUCGGCCUGCGUCAACCCCAUCAUCUACUGCUUCAUGAACAAGCGCUUCCGCCAGGGCAUGCUGGCCACCUUCACCUGCUGCCGCUGCUUCAGGAAGAGGAACGGCGCAAGCAGCAGCUCAGGCAGGUCGGCUGGAAGCAGACUCACCAAAGUGGAAGCGGGCAGAUCCAAAACGGGGCCAAGGAACCCAGAGCAGAACGGUCACACUCCCCCAAGUGGUGCCAGCACACGGUUUACCUAUACCGGCAUUCGUGGGUCAGCUUGGAGCGAGCUAACCUAACCUGGACUGCUAUCUAAGAUGUUUGACUUUAACCAC
Molecule: messenger RNA, 1421 nt
Organism: Nematolebias whitei (Rio pearlfish)
Lineage: Eukaryota; Metazoa; Chordata; Actinopteri; Cyprinodontiformes; Rivulidae
Gene: cckar
Product: cholecystokinin A receptor
Exons: 5
Coding region: 9-1385 (458 amino acids)
Biological process (GO): neuropeptide signaling pathway
Cellular component (GO): membrane
Molecular function (GO): gastrin receptor activity; neuropeptide receptor activity
Source: RefSeq, a predicted model, not a curated record